AUGGCGUAUAGGGGCCAUGUGAUGGCUGUUAAGCAAAUGGCUCGCACGGGUAACACGGGCGCCACCCGCCGAAUUCUGAUGGAUCUCGACGUGGUGAUGCGAUGCCAGAGUCCGGAUAUUGUGAUUUGCUACGGGUUCUUCAUUACGGAUACGACAGUCUACCUGUGCAUGGAAUUGAUGAGCUGCUGCCUGGACCGGUUCCUCUCCCGGAUAAACCACCAGCCCGUGCCCGAGCAGUACAUCGCCAAAAUGGCCAUCUCCAUCCUGUCCGCCCUCAACUAUUUGAAGGAGGAGAAAUCGGUUAUUCACCGCGACGUGAAGCCGUCCAAUAUUCUGCUCGAUUGGGAUGGAAAUGUGAAGCUAUGCGAUUUUGGGAUUGCCGGGCAGUUGAUCGAGUCGAAGGUGUUCACGCGGAAUGCGGGAUGUCCACCGUAUAUGGCGCCGGAACGGUUUAAGCCUGUGGAACAAGGGGGGCCCGCACCGUAUGAUGUACGUUCGGAUGUCUGGUCGAUGGGUAUCACGCUGGUUGAGCUGGCGCGUGGAACAUAUCCCUACCAGGGCCAACACGAAUUCGAGAUCCUCUCUGCCCUCAUCAACAACCCGGCCCCAGUGUUGACGCUGGAAGAGGGCUUCUCCCCCGAUUUUGUCAACUUUGUCGAGUUGUGUCUCAACAAGGACGUCCAGCAAAGGCCGAAAUACGAUGUGUUAUUGCAACACCCCUGGAUCGUCAAAAAUCGCGACGUGCAGGUGAACCUGGCCGAAUGGUUCCAGGACUUGAUGGAGGACCAUGAAGAG
This is a messenger RNA of Mesorhabditis spiculigera, 795 nucleotides long. The record is from the annotation of a GenBank genome assembly. Lineage: Eukaryota; Metazoa; Nematoda; Chromadorea; Rhabditida; Rhabditidae.